Astyanax mexicanus (Mexican tetra) is the source of this 1936-nucleotide messenger RNA. It is a transcript of the gene triqk, whose product is annotated as triple QxxK/R motif containing. NCBI's taxonomy places the organism in Eukaryota, Metazoa, Chordata, Actinopteri, Characiformes, Acestrorhamphidae. The transcript is spliced from 6 exons. Bases 424 to 678 code for a protein of 84 amino acids. Gene Ontology annotation, cellular component: endoplasmic reticulum membrane. The record is from RefSeq and is a predicted model, not a curated record.
GUCUGUUCCUGUUUCAUUCCUCUUCAUCUCACACCCUCUGGCUCCUCUUGAUCCAGACCAGAGCCACAUCAAACACUGCAGAAGAACUGUAACAGAAGUGCAGAUAAUUCCACACUUUCCCAAGAAGUGGAACAGCGUGGAACAGACCUUCUCAGCCCGGGUGUACAAUUAUACAAAGACAAUCCAACGGCCCUAUUUUUGUUCCUGAGUGUGAAAAAAGUGAAGCGAGAGAAAAAAAGAAGAAGAAGAAAAAAAGAAAACUCACUAUAAAUUGACCAUAGCAGCACAGGGCAACUUACUGUAGCUUGAAGAGCACGGUGGGCGGGGACUGUCUGCUGAUUGGCUGGAGCGUCUGAGGCGGUGGAGACUGAAGUAGGAAAUAAGUAGCGAGUAAAUUCUUCCUUUUUGCCCUGUCUGGAAAGGAUGGGGAAGAAGGAUGCGAGUGCUGCCAGGCUGCCGGUCGAUCAGUACCGCAAACAGAUCGGUAAGCAGGAUUAUAAGAAAACGAAGCCGGCUCUGAGAGCCACGCGUCUGAAGGCCGAAGCGAAGAAGAGCGCUCCAGGAAUCAGGGACACCAUCCUGGUGGUUUUGGCCGUGCUGGUCUUUCUCCUGUGUGUUUACGCUUUCUUCUACCUCAACCUGAGCACAGAGCUUAACCUGGACAAUGAAGUGGACUAAUCACCUGCACUUAAUGACACUGUGGGGGACUCUUGGAGGCUGGGAGCAGCAACCUUUUCAUAGCCUGCCUCGUUUACAGAGGCUGAACAAGACUCUCUACUCUCUACAUCUAAACUACAUCUGAACAUCUCAGUGGCCUUUGUGACUGCGGAGGCUUAAGAAAAGACCAAACAAAGGCAAUACAGUGCAUGUGACAGAACGGAACGCGGAAGUGCCAAGGUCACUCUUUUUUUAUUUUGUAAGAUGCUGGAAUGUCCUUUCAAACAAAAGGUUAUACAAAGAGUGAACCCUUGGUUUUUUUUUUUCAUUUUCCUACUUUUCUAUGUCCUUUUGAGAUUAAAUUGUUAUAAAAUCUUUCCCUUCACCUGUUUUAUAACCCCAGCUGGCUCUCAUGUGUCUCUCCUAGUUCUCCUGGUACUUUAUGGCCAGUAUCAAGGUGCACUUCACAUUCUUUAAGGCUCAUUACUGUGGCAUUCCAUCUUCAGAAAGAAUUAUGGAACGCUUUCACCGUGUUAUUUUUAUUUUUAAUUUUUUUCUGUGUGUUUCUCAGUGCAGUCAUGCAUGCGCAUUCCUCUCCACAAAUCUUCUGCCCGCGGAUCUAUGGAUCUCAACUCUGGAGAUUAAAGACGGAGAGCCAGCCGCUGAUUGAGUGUGUGUGUGCGGAAUACUGAAGUGCUCUUUCUGUCACACACUCUGUCAGAGCCCAUCUUAUUAGCAUCUUAAAUACCGUCAGCCUCUAUGAAUGAGUAGCAAUAAAAGCCCUUUGUCAUGAAGACCUUGACGUGCUCUCCGCUAAUGUGUGUGCGUGUGUCAUUUGAGGAGUCUGAACAAGAUGAAAAACACGGCCCUCCGCCGCUCGCUGACCUGCAGCGCUUCCCUUAUACGUAUCAGACAGAGAGAGAGAAAGCGAAGGGGGGGGGGGAGGAAUGUGUGAAGGUUGAUGACAUUCAAGAUUAAUUUACGCUCCUUUUUGUAUUGUGUAUUAAAACUCGUGCAAACAUCCCGAACCGACUCAUUUCAUUCCAGAGAGAGUGGGAGUUGGUUUAUUAUUCCCUGCAUGACGUGCACGUCUCUGCUCAGGAUUAGUGCCUCGCUGCUUAAUGCUUGUUUUCCUAGGAAGGGCCUCUGUUAUCAUUAAUUGAAGAAUCAAUUGAACAAAACAUUUUUCUACUUUGUUUCUGGUAUGAAGGCAAAAUCUUCUUUUGUGGCAAGACUGUGUUCAAUCAAAAUAAAACCUUGUAUAUGGCUUUAUGACUAA